Prorocentrum cordatum is the source of this 2135-nucleotide messenger RNA. Lineage: Eukaryota; Dinophyceae; Prorocentrales; Prorocentraceae. The record is from the annotation of a GenBank genome assembly.
AUGACGCCCCCCACGGACCCCGUGCGACUCCACAAGGCGCGCGGCGCCGUGCGCCGGGCGAUCGCGGUGGCCCUCCACGACGACCUGCAGCGGAGGUACGACGAGCUGUCGCCGGCGCCGGGCGAGAAGGUCGUCAUUGAUGGCCCCAGCGCCGCCAAGCGCACCCUGCGCAACGUCUGCCUCGGCUACCUGGCCUCGGCCAAGGAUGCCGCGGCCGCGGCCAAGUGCGGCUCCCAGUUCGUCGAGGCCGCGGAGCGCGGCUGCAUGACGGACAAGCUGGCGGCCUUCCAGAGCCUGGUGGAGAUGCCCGACGCGCCUGAGACGAAGGAGGCGGUCCAGCGGUUCUACGACGAGGCCAAGGGCGAUUUCAACGUGAUCAACAAGUGGUUCGCAAUGCAGGCCCUGGCGGACACGGAGGAUUCGCUCCAGCGCGUGGAGAAGCUCAUGGAGCACCCGGACUUCACCCUGAAGAACCCAAACCGCCUCCGGAGCGUGGUGAGCAUGUUCGUUGGCAAUGUGAGCGGCUUCCACAAGGCGGACGGCUCUGGCUACGCCUUCAUGGCGAAGAUGGUCCUGGAGGUCGACAAGAUCAACCCGCAGGUGGCGUCGAGGAUGGCGCUGGCGUUCUCCACGUGGGCCAAGUUGGACGCGGCGCGGCAGGCGCUGGUGAAGGAGCAGCUGGGGAUGCUGCAGGGGCACCAGGGAGACCUGUCCAAGGACACCUUCGAGGUGGUCUCCAAGGUCUCCCGGGCGGCCUGCAGAGAGGCCGACGCCCUCGUCACCCGUGCUCAAGCACCUCGACUCGCGAUGGUGGAGCAGUUUGAAGAGGAGAACCAGAGGAAAUUAGAGGACGACCGCUGGUGGGAGGGGAACGACGAGCGCGGCCAGCUGGCCGUGGCGGAGAGGCUGCUGGGCGCCGACGGCGGCGCCGCGGACGCGAACGCCGCGGACGGUGCCGGGGAGUGCCCGCUGCAUCUGGCCGCCGCUCGGGGCGACUACACGAUGGUCAAGCUGCUCCUCGAGCGCGGCGCCAACGCGGCCGUCCGCAGCCGCCUUGCUGGCAAGCUGCCCGAGGACUGCGCCCGGGAGCGCGGCCACACCGACACAGCCACGCUGCUGGCGCGCAGGGCGGCGAUGGUGGAGCCUGCGAGCUCUGCAGAGGUACCCGUGCACCGUGGCCGCCGCGACCCUGGCCGGGGCAGCCGGCGGUCUGGAGUGGGUAUGGAGCAGCUGGUGGUGUCCAUCUCGAUCGUCUUAGGACUCGAUCCUCUGCUGUCCUUGGAGAAAGUGCUCAACCGUACGCUCGCGGCCAUCAGCGGCCUCAUCCUGGAGGAGGUGGACGACCCCAACUACGAGCCCUGGGCCGCCGUGCAGUGGUUCUCGGGGGAGCAGGGCGGGAAGCCCCCCCGGAGCGGCCCCCCUCGCGACGCGCCGCGCCGCGAGGCCCCCGCCGCGGGCGGCCGCGAGCACGAUCGCGACCGCUCGCCGCGCGGCCGGGGCGGCCACGAGCGGGGCGGCCGCGAGCGCGACCGCUCGCCGCCGCGCGGCAAGGGCGGCGAGGGCGAGCCGGCCCCCGCCGAGCGCGGGGAGGCGGCCGAGGGCUCGCCCCUGGAGGCGCUGGAGCGCCUGGUGCCGAGGUUCCCGGAGGGCGCGCUGCAGAUGGACUUCGUCGGGGGCGGCGAAGAUCGGGGCUACGUGGAGAGGGAGACCGGCACCGUCAUCUCGGUGGACACGAGCCUCGGGGAAGAGCACCUGACCAUCCUGGUCACGGGGCCGCUGCUAUGGGUCUACGCGGCUCACUGCAUGGUCAUGAAGAGAUACCACGAGCUGGAGCGGGAGAAGGAGGACCGCGCCCGAGGCCGCGGCGGCUCCGACAUCGCCAGCUCCAAGGUGGACGAGCUCCAGGCCCAGCUGGCGGCGCUCCAGAGCCAGCUGGCCGAGGUGCAGCGCUCCCAGGGCGGCGGCAGGAAGUAACCUCUCGGGGGCCCCGUCGCCCCGGCGUCCGGCCGCUCCCGCGGGCGGCCCCCCGCAAGCGUCGAGGCGGCGCGCGCGCGCCAGCGGGGCUUAUAGUGGGAGGCGCAUAUUGUCUGCGGAAAGGUGCGGGCGCGCUUUCGCACCAAUGGUCUCGUGGCUGC